AUGGAGAAACACAAUCUCUCGGUGGUGACUGAAUUCAUACUAAUGGGCAUCACAGACCGCCCUGAGCUGCAGGCUCCUUUAUUUGGGCUGUUCCUGGUCAUCUACCUGAUCUCUCUGGUUGGCAACCUGGGCAUCAUCAUCCUCAGCACAGUGAACUCUCAGCUGCAAACACCCAUGUAUUUUUUUCUCAGACAUCUGGCUAUUACAGAUCUUGGUUAUUCUACAGCUGUAGGUCCCAAAAUGUUGGUAAAUUUUGUUGUGGACCAAAAUACAAUCUCGUAUAGUCUUUGUGCUACACAACUAGCUUUUUUCCUAGUAUUCAUGGGGAGUGAACUGUUCAUUCUGUCUGCAAUGUCCUAUGACCGGUAUGUGGCCAUCUGCAAGCCACUCCUCUAUACUGUCAUCAUGGCACCGAGAAUAUGCUGGACUCUAGUGGCAAUACCAUAUCUCUACUGCAUGUUUAUAUCUCUUCUCAUCACCAUAGAUAUUUUCACUUCACCCUUCUGUGGCUAUAAUAUUAUCAAUCAUUUCUACUGUGACUGUGUACCUUUGUUAUCACUGCUCUGUUCAGAUACCCAGAAAAUUGAAUUUAUUAUUAUGAUCUUUGCAGCUUUUGAUUUGAUUGUCUCUUUGCUAAUUGUUCUUAUAUCCUACCUGCUCAUCCUCACAGCCAUUAUCAGGAUGAACUCUGUUGAUGGCAGGUACAAGGCCUUCUCCACCUGUGGGUCCCAUCUGACAGUGGUCAUUGUGUUCUAUGGUACUUUGAUAUUUAUGUAUGUGCAGCCUCAGUCCAGUCAUUCUACUGACACUGAUAAAGUGUCUUCCACUUUCUACACCCUCAUAAUCCCCAUGCUAAAUCCUCUAAUCUACAGCUUGAGGAACAAAGAUGUAAAGUAUGCCCUACAGAAGGCAUGGGAUAAAACUCAUGAAACUGUGAACAUGUUAAAAGUGCAAGAAUAG
Messenger RNA from Jaculus jaculus (lesser Egyptian jerboa), 960 nucleotides. RefSeq names its product olfactory receptor 8K3-like. Lineage: Eukaryota; Metazoa; Chordata; Mammalia; Rodentia; Dipodidae. Gene Ontology annotation, biological process: G protein-coupled receptor signaling pathway; sensory perception of smell. Gene Ontology annotation, molecular function: olfactory receptor activity; G protein-coupled receptor activity; odorant binding. The record is from RefSeq and is a predicted model, not a curated record. Bases 1 to 960 code for a protein of 319 amino acids. Gene Ontology annotation, cellular component: membrane. The transcript is spliced from 2 exons.